Messenger RNA from Anopheles bellator, 3684 nucleotides. It is a transcript of the gene dnc, whose product is annotated as cAMP-specific 3',5'-cyclic phosphodiesterase, isoforms N/G. NCBI's taxonomy places the organism in Eukaryota, Metazoa, Arthropoda, Insecta, Diptera, Culicidae. The record is from RefSeq and is a predicted model, not a curated record. Gene Ontology annotation, cellular component: nucleus; perinuclear region of cytoplasm; cytosol. The transcript has 12 exons. The coding region runs from base 1 to 3684 and encodes 1227 amino acids. Gene Ontology annotation, biological process: signal transduction. Gene Ontology annotation, molecular function: 3',5'-cyclic-AMP phosphodiesterase activity.
AUGGUCGGCGGCGGCGGCGGCGGAGGCGGCGGCGGCGGUGAGGGAGAAGGCGACGGCGAGGGGGACCGCGAGGAACGGUGGGCGAGUAGAAAGUGUAGCGGCGGCGGCGGCGAGGCCGAGGACGGUGCGCCGGUGCAGAGGGUCCGCGACAAUAGCGACACUAGCGGUGGUGGCCCGCCGACGCCGACGUCGCCGACGCCCCCGUCGCUGCCACUGCCGUCGCUGCAGCCGCAGCCGCCGAGAACAGUGACGGACCACCACCACCAGCAACUGCUGCUGCUGCGGGAACGGCCGACGGUGGGAACCAGAGCAGGGGAGCAGCGGGAGGCGGGAGCGGCGGCGGGUGACGGGACCGGUUGUGGUGGCCGGCGGGACCGGUGGAACGACGGCCCGCACCGACGCUGUUCCAGCAGCAACGCCAAGGAGCGCCGCCGAGGAAGCAGAGGAGCAGCGGGAGCAGCGGGAGCAGCGGGAGAGACGUUGGACGGCGAUCGGCGGAAGGGCGAUAACGGAGGGGGAGGCGUACCGAACAGUGGCUUGGUGCCGGCGGCGCCGAUGACAGCAGUCGUCGCCGAUGGGGAGUUGAACACCAUCACCAGCGGGGCUGCGGCGGUCGCGAUCCUAGCGACGGCCAGGACUAUACCGGCGGCUGGACGGCUGGCUACCCUCGCCAAACAGGACGACGACGAGGACGAAGAGGACGACGCCAAUGACGGCAGCGGGGAGGAAGAUUGCACGCUAGACGACAGCGCGCCCUUCAGUGCGCCCCACCCUGCCGUACCCUGCUCUCCGCAGCCCCCAGCAACCGCGGGUGGAAUGUUCGGGGGGCGCGGUCAUGGACGCGGGGGCCACCGGCACCGGGGUGGGUCCGGCCAGCAGCAUCCCUACUCACUGCCGCACAUACGCGAGGAGCGCAAGCGCAACGGAGGCUGUGAUACGCUGGCGGGCGGCGAGGAUCCUUGCGUGGGCCUGCGUGGCGGCGGCAACGACGACGAGGGAAGCCCGGACUGGGAAGAGGAGCAAGGCCAGGAAGGUGGCCGGGAUGAGGACGACGAUGGGACGGAGGGGGACCGCGAUCCUGAUCUGGCGUCCGAUGACGACGCGAACCCGCUCGGGGUGCCAUUCGGUUCCCGGGGUUAUCCUGCACCGGCGCCGGGAGUGUCCUUGUCGUCAGCUGGCAGCAAGCAGCAGCAGCAGCAGCAGCACAAUCAACCACCACCGACUCAACCGAAGUACCACCGCAACCGACGUCACACCCUGGCCAACGUACGCUUCAUGGACAACGUGGAAGGUUCCGGCUCUGGCGGAAGCGGUCCAUCCAGCGGCGUCAUGAGCGUGGCGGGCGGGUUUACCAGUCGCCGCUCACCCCUGCUGCUACCAUCCGGUGACGGUGGGGCUGGCGGUGGAAGCGGUGCCGGGCCGGUGGGGGGCUUGCUAUCCGCUGCGCUUCCGCAGCGCCGCGAAUCCUUCCUGUACCGGUCGGACUCGGACUUUGAGAUCCUGCCGAAGGUGUCGUCGGUGUCCCUGCUGGCGGCACGCUGCAGCGGCGCUAGCAGCGGCUCGGCCACCGCCUCCACCGGCAGCGGCAGUGGCGGUACGCUGCCGAUCCUGCGUGACGGACCAGUAUUUCACUCGACCGGCGGUGGCGAUUCGGCCGACGGUGAUUCGGCGGGCGCCGCCGCCUGGGUCCUGCAGCAGCCCUCGAUAGUGUCGUCACCGUCGAGCAGUGCCACCACGAUCGUCGGCGGCGGCGGCACGACGGUCAACGUCAGCGUCACGUCGACGUCGUCGACCACCGAGCGGACCACCAUGAUGAGCGGGUCGGGCGGAGGCGGUGGUCCCGGUGGGCACCACGACGACCUGAUCGUCACCCCGUUCGCCCAGAUCCUGGCCAGCCUGCGGACGGUGCGCGCCAACCUCUACACACUCGCGUCCGUCAUCCCGGAAGCGAUCGCCGAGGCCGACAAGGCACCCGCCAGCGGUGAGGACCGGGCGCCGGGCACGGAAGGGGACGUCCGGCAGCUGGCGUCGGUGACGAUUGACGAGCUCGAAUGGUGCCUCGAGCAGCUGGAAACCGUGCAGACGCACCGGAGCGUGUCGGACAUGGCGUCACUCAAGUUCAAGCGGCUACUCAACAAGGAGCUGUCGCACCUGAGCGAGUCAAGCAAGUCCGGGAACCAGAUCAGCGAGUACAUCUGCACCACCUUCUUGGACAAGCAGCAGGAGCCGGACGUGCCGUCGGUGCCGCUCAUGGUGGGCUCGGUAAUAGGGGGCCGCUCGUCGGGGGUCGCCGGACGGAUGUCGGAGAUUAGCGGGUUCAAGCGGCCGCUACAGCACACGAACUCGUUCUCGGGUACGGGCGCCGGUGGUGUCGGGCCCGCCGGUGGCGGCGGCAACCUAGCGGACCGCCUGCCACCGUACGGCGUCCCGACGGCGACGGCCGCCGACGAGGCCGAGCUGGGCGCGCUGCUGGUCCAGGUCGACCAGUGGGGCGUCGACAUCUUCCGCAUCAGCACGCUCAGUGGCAGCCGGCCGCUGACCGCCGUGGCGUAUACCGUCUUUCAGGAUCGGAACAUACCGCGCACGCUAACGAUCCCACCGGCCGUGCUGCUCGCGUUCGUGAGCACCGUCGAGGACCACUACGUGGCGGACAACCCGUUCCACAACUCGCUGCACGCGGCGGACGUGACGCAGAGCACGCACGCCCUGCUCCACAGCCCCGCGCUGGACGGUGUGUUCACGCCGCUCGAGGUGUGCGCGGCGCUGGUGGCGGCCUGCAUCCACGACGUCGACCACCCGGGGCUGACGAACCAGUUCUUGAUCAACUCCAGUUCCGAGCUGGCGCUGAUGUACAACGAUGAAUCAGUAUUGGAGAACCACCAUCUAGCCGUUGCCUUCAAGCUCAUGCAGAACGACGACUGCAACAUCCUGCGCAACCUGCCCAAGAAGCAGCGCGCCACCUUCCGGAAGAUGGUGAUCGAUAUGGUGCUGUCGACCGAUAUGUCCAAGCACAUGACACUGCUGGCGGACCUGAAGACGAUGGUGGAAACGAAGAAGGUGGCGAUCUCGGGCAACCCGGGCCCAUCGUCGGGGGAGCCGCGGGCCGGCGGCAGUGGCGUUCUGCUCCGGCUGCUGGACAGCUACACCGACCGCAUCCAGGUGCUGCAGAAUCUGGUGCACUGCGCCGACCUGAGCAACCCAACCAAGCCGCUACCAUUGUACCGGCGCUGGGUGCGCCGGCUGAUGGAGGAGUUCUUCCGCCAGGGAGACCGGGAGCGGGCGGCCGGCAUGGACGUAUCGCCGAUGUGCGAUCGGCUGUCGGCCACGGUCGAGAGCUCGCAGGUCGGGUUCAUCGACUACAUCGUGCACCCGCUGUGGGAGGCUUGGGCUGAGCUCGUGCGCCCAGACGCCCAAGACAUCCUGGACCGGCUGGAGGACAACCGAGCCUACUACCAGGCGCUCAUCCCGCCACCCUCGCCCCCGGUACAGGAGCCGGCGCAGGGUGAGGCAGACGACGAUAGGGCGGGCCAAGACCAGCGGCCGUCAGCCAGUAAGCCACCGCUGGAUCCACCACCGCUCCCCGUCGAUCCACAGACACUGGCUGCCAGGUUGCGUUUUCAGAUGACACUGGCAGAGAACGACGAGGAGGAGGAUGAACCGAACCGAGCGAACGAGGACGAUUAG